Messenger RNA from Rhincodon typus (whale shark), 12925 nucleotides. RefSeq names its product granule associated Rac and RHOG effector 1 (gene garre1). The record is from RefSeq and is a predicted model, not a curated record. Gene Ontology annotation, molecular function: CCR4-NOT complex binding. The transcript is spliced from 14 exons. The coding region runs from base 1189 to 4407 and encodes 1072 amino acids. Gene Ontology annotation, biological process: Rac protein signal transduction. Lineage: Eukaryota; Metazoa; Chordata; Chondrichthyes; Orectolobiformes; Rhincodontidae.
CGGGAGCGCGCGUCGGCGUCAGCGGGAACGAGCGGCGGCAACAGGAGAGCGAGAGACGGCGUCCAACCUUCCCGCAGCCGUAAAACCGGAGCCCGAGAGCGAGGAGGAAAUGACCUAGAGGCCUUAGAAAUACGUUAGUGCUGUCCUGCUUCAUACUGCAACUGAGUGCAUAAUCAAUCUGGAAGCAGCACUUGUUUCCGCUUCGAUCCCAAACUACCUCACCAAGGAUUUAAAAACGCAACACGUAUGAAGGGAGGAGGAGGCAGCUUGUGAAAUCUACGGGAGUUGGAGCAUAGGCACUUGUCAGUUUUUUGUUUGUGUUAAAGUUGAAACACUACAUCCAAAUGAACUACGUUUGACCGACUGGAUCUGUCAAAAAUUCUUUGAAGAACUUGAUCACGGGACAGAAGUAAUAUGGACCGCUUUGAAUAAUAGUCCAAGCACUGAGUAGUUAAUAUUUUAAGUUUAACUUUCGCUGUUGAUCAGUGUCUUAGUCCAUUUUAGUCUGCGAAUCUGAAUUUUUUUUAAGAGUUUACUUUGCAAGUGCUUUUGUGUUGGAAGUAGCAAGAGUGUUCCAUCAACGUCGUAUGAUUCAGAACAGAAAGACAGUAUUUUAGUACUAGUUGUGUUGGUGAGCUGAUUCCCAUUCUUAUUGGGUUUGAUUUCUUUCACUGCCAGCCCCGCUUUCUUUAGGGUGUAAAAUGGCAUUGACUCUUCCUGUUAACCACUGUGGCUGGUUUUAUUCUAAUAAUUGGAAUAGUGAGAGGCUGUGCUAGACCCUUCGUGCAUUGCUGUGCAGCUUUUUAAAGAGCAAGAGCCGCCGAUGAAUGUGCAAUUCGGGGACAGAGCAACGGUAAUCAAUUCUGAAAAACUCCUCAUCUUUUUUUUAAUUAUUAUCUCUCCAUACUUGACUGGUCGCAGCAGGGCUGCACCUACAGAAGAUUAAUAGAUUUGACUCUGUCAGCAAUCAUCUCCUGUGCUGAUGGACUGUGCAUGUAUGAAAAUGCUUGCCUUCAGAUUUACUCUAGAGCUAUAACUAUGUAUGUGAUACUCUUGACUCUUUUUGCAGAACUUUCCAUGUUCAAUGUUGUUUGGGAAAUUUAAUCAGAAGAAAAAAUCGCUACCUAAAUAAGACUUUUUACUCAAAAAAGGGCAAACAACAAAUCCACAGAAAAAGCACCAUUACUUAUGUAUUGUUGCAGUGCUCGGGAAAACAAAAUGGACUAUAAGCGACGGUUUCUGCUUGGCGGGUCCAAGCAGAAAGUGCAGCAACACCAGCAGUAUCCCAUGCCUGAGCUAGGCAGGACCCUGAGCGCACCUAUGGCAUCCACCGCUGCUGUCACACCUCCAUUGACACCCACCACCCAGAUAGCUGAUAUCCAGCAGGGAAUCUCCAAAUACUUGGAUGCACUGAAUGUGUUCUGCCGAGCCAGUACGCUCCUCACAGACCUCUUCAGCAGCGUUUUUCGAAAUUCGCAUUAUUCUAAAGCAGCUAUGCAACUGAAAGACGUGCAGGUACAUGUCAUGGAGGCAGCAAGCAGACUCACAGCAGCAAUAAAACCAGAAAUUGCGAAAAUGCUCAUGGAACUGAGUGCAGGGACAGCAAACUUCAAAGAUCAGAACGACUUCAGUCUUCAAGACAUUGAGGUGCUAGGCCGAUGUUUCUUGACCGUCCUGCAGGUCCACUUCCAGUUCCUGUCCCAGGCAUUGCAUCGCGUUCAACCCAUAAUCCACUCUUGCUUGGCAGAGGCUCAAGCCCAGGAGAGGAAGAACGCAAUGGGGAGUGAGACCAUGAAGGUUGGUCGUGUGACGGAAUUGGAAGAAGCUGUGAAGUCCUGGGGAGGAGCAUCAGAGGCGACUUCUCGGCUUCGUGAGAAAGGAGGUGAUGGAUGCCUGGCUGGUAUUGAAGUACAGCAGCUGUUCUGUUCUCAAACCACCACGAUUCCUGAGCAUCAGCUGAAAGAUUUAAAUAUGAAGAUUGACAGUGCUUUGCAAGCUUACAAAGUUGCUUUGGAAAGCUUGGGUCAUUGUGAGUAUGCGAUGAAGGCUGGCUUCCACCUGAACCCUAAAGCGAUUGAAUCAUCUUUACAGGGCUGCUGCAGUGAGGCUGAGGUGAAGCAAGCAGGAAGGAAACAGUAUCCUGCUCAACCACUUCAGUGUGAGCUUCCCACUGUACCUGUACAAAUUGGACCCCAUUUUCUGAAGGGCAUCUCCUUCAGCGAGUCUGGAGCAGAGAAUCUGAAGCUUAAAAUGCAAGCAAUGGUGCAACUUAUCAAGGAGGCAGCUGGGCAGAACGAAGUCUCACCACGAGAUGAGUCUCCGACAGAGAUCCUCAAUCAGGUCUGCCCCUCCACGUGGCGUGGUGCCUGCAAAACUGCUGUGCAGUUGCUGUUUGGACAGGCAGGAUUGGUAGUGGUGGAUACAGCGCAAAUCGAGAAUAAAGAAGCUUAUGCCCCACAGAUCAGCCUGGAGGGCUCCAGGAUUUUGGUUCAGGUCCCUUCAACAUGGUGUUUGAAGGAGGAUCCUGCCACCAUGUCUCUCUUACAGAGAUGCCUGGACCCUGAGAAAACGCUUGGGCUGGUCGAUGUAUUGUACACAGCGGUUUUUGACCUGUGCAGGUGGAAAGAGAAAAGGGAGCAAGUUUUGCCAAGUAUCCAGAUUCAGCUACGACGGGAAUGCACUGACUUUGGGACUCAUGUGGAUCUUCCUACAGCAAAUGGGGCUAUUGUUAAGUCCUCUGGUGGACUACAGAAAACUUUUGCGAAACUGACCUCUCGUUUCACGAAGCGAAAUUCCUGUAGCAGCAGCACAAGUAACAGUAGCAGUAGUGGUGGGAGCUUUUCAAUCCCAAAUACACCUUCUAAGAGUAACUUCUCCAUUAAUAGCUCUGAGGAGGAGCGGAAAGCCAAGCUGCCCAACCACUCAGAUUUGAGGAUGCAGAGCAUUUUGAACGUUGGAAGUUUCCCAAAGACGGUUGAUUCGCAGGAAGCUUCCCAAAGCACGUCCAACCCAAUGGUCAAUGGUUUCUCUGUGGACAAGAGGGAAAUAUUUUUCAAAGGGGAUGAUGGGAAGGAUGAUCAAGGCAUAAAGUUGCCAAGCGACCAGGAAAUGCAGGAUGUUAUUGACUUCCUCUCUGGGUUCAACAUGGGCAAAUCCCAAAAAGCAUCACCACUCAUUAACAGAAGGGAUUCGGUCACAGUACCAGAGCGGAAAGCAGCUACCCUGCAGCAAUCACAGACUGUACCACACACUCCAUUGCCGAAUUCUCAUCAGGUCGCACAGCGCCAACAUCAGCACCAGCAACAGCAGCAGCAAUUGCAAUAUUACCAGCAUCUCCUCCAGCCCAUUGGGCAGCAUCCACCGUCGGCACGACCACAGACUCCUCGAGCCCCUGGGAAAUGGCCUAAUAGUACGUCUCAGCAGACAUCACAGAGCCCAGGUUCUGGACUGUCUCCAAUUGGGUCUAUGAGCCAGUGGAGCAAUAUUGCUGUGCAUUCUGACUUGAGUUCAGACUUGUACAGCCUGGGUCUUGUUGGCAAUUACAUGGAUAACAUCAUGGACAAUGUCAUGUCUGACAUGUUGGGGCCAAAAGUGGCAAACACCAGGAAUAACACUUGGCCCAACCGGGUGCAGAGUGACGGGGUGUUUGGGAUGCUGGGAGACAUUCUGCCUUUUGAUCCUGCAGUUGGUUCAGACCCAGAGUUUGCCCGCUACGUAGCUGGUGUUAGUCAGGCGAUGCAGCAGAAACGACAAGUGCAGCAUGUCCGACGGCACAGCACUGCAAGGACUAACUGGCCUAUCACUGACGAGCCUCACCGAACGUGGCAGCCGUCGGAGUGCUUCACUGAGGGAGAUAUGAUGAGUUGGUCAGGGACCCAAGGAGAUUCUGCCAGCUCCAGUGAUGAGGCUUCUUCUGCAAAUGGAGACAGUUUGUUCUCCAUGUUCUCAGGGCCUGACCUUGUUGCUGCUGUCAAACCGAGAAGAAAGCACAGCAGUGGUGACCAAGAGACUUCUACUCUGCCAUCUCCUCCUGUCUUACCCACACCAGAUGAUUUUGGCCAGUUUCUUACACAGGACAACAAAACCAAGACCUGGCCUCCGAAGGCUCCCUGGCAACACUCGACAUCCCUCACCAACACAAUGCCCAAUCCUGGUACUUCCCUGUAUCAGAUUGUGAACCCAGUCAGCCAGUGGAAUGACUCCAUGCAAAUUCUUCAGUCACCUGUGUGGUCAACAGCCAGCGGUAACUCUGCUUCCACAGCAAUUUCUUCCAGUUUCUCCUUCACACAGCAACAGCAACAACAGUCUCAGCAGCAGCAAGUUUCCCAGCACAAAACAAUGAACAAGGGCUUCAAAUCCUAUCCCGUCAAGCAGGAACGGAGACAGUCUUAUCUCCACCAAUACUGAGUGUUUGGAAAUGGCUUUAACAAGGGUUCUGUAUUCUAGUGAAUAGUCACGUGGCUUUUAAGUGCUGUGAGUGAGGUAGCCCUGCCACAUAACUGUCUUGAUUGAUCCUUGUUGAUUUGAUCUGCACUUUCUAACUACUGGCUGGAGGUACCCAGAUGAAGGCAGAUUGUUGUCUCUGCCUCUGUUCAGAUCACCCUGUAGUGUGUUGCCAAUGUCCCUCCACAAUGGUAUGGAGUCAGGACUCGGUGUGUGUGACUUUUUCUGCUCCCUUGCUGCCUCCACUCAGUGUUUCGAGAUGCAUGGUAGUGCCUUUUGUACUUCAAGCCAGAUCACUGACCAUUGGGUUGUUGUUUACGCCUGAGCCCAGCUUCCGAGCUUGACCAUUGGGGAACCUGGUGUAUUCGCUUGGGGGGGGCGGGUGGAAUUCACUGAGCUGUCAGUAACACAUUAGCUACCUGACAGCAAAAGGUAGUGGGAGAGCGUUUAAACACAUGAAGUUGCCAAUGUUGCACAUUUACUAAACAUGACCAGAUCGAGAUUAAAAAGAAACAUGUAGUUCAUGCCUGAAAACCUGGUGUUUCUGGCAUCAUCUGAUUCCAGGUAUUGUGGCAGUCUAGACUUCAGACUCUGUAAAACCAAGAGACAUGACAGUAAGUUGAAGGAAAAUAAAAAGCAUACAGUCUUUGUGACAUGUUCCUUGGGGUUCUUCUAAUUCAGUAAAAAUAGCCAAAUGUCCAAUUUACAACAAAGACAUUUGGGAUAGUGCUACAAUCCCUCCCUGCAGCAUUUGGACUGCUCAUUAGGAUACAUUGCCUUUUAAAGAAUAGUGUAAUCUUUGUAAUGUUGUGGUGUAGUUGCUGGUUUAAUGUACUGAAGUUUUGAGUUUUCCACUUUCUCAAUUAUGAGCUCUGCAGCCUGUCUUUUUUAGAAGCUGACUGAAUGACACAACGCGAGACAUUUAAUGUCCCUGUGCACUGACCUUGUAUUAUCUGUGGGGUGUGGGGGAACUGAGUUACUGGUAAUACCUUGCACCUGUUUGUAAAACUCAUACCACAAACAGUGAAGUGAGAACUGUAUCAACUAUGCUUGAAUACAGUUAUGUCAAUGACAUGGUGGGGGGAGAAAAUAUAAAGUUAAACUAAAAAUCAUUAUUUAAAUAUAAGAGCUGCUCAAACUGUUUUAUAGUUUGUACUGAGGAAAAAAAACAUUUUAAAAACAUCAUCUAUAUAAUUUUUUGUACUUUUUUUAUUUUUUAUAAAUGAAUUAGUGAGGUUCUCUCAGGAGGGAGUCUUGUAUUCAUCGCAGACAUGACAGCUAGAUGGCACCCCACACCCUGAAGGUGUAAGCUUCAGUUACAGUGACCAUCUUUGUCUGAUAUCUCCACACUUGCUCAGAUGGUGAACAGCUUGCAGGGGCGUUGAAUUGGUCAGUUGUUUUAAUCUGGGUGUCAGGAGCAGGGUAAAUAAAACACCUGGCACAAAGUUGCCGAAUUGGGUAAACCUCUUUUUAUAAAGUACCAUCCACCACUCAGAAUAAACUGUCCCUCUCUCUCUCAUGCAUUCUCAAUCUUUCAUGUGAGCUGUCCAAUGUUUAUCUUGCGUCUCGCUGUUUAUUACUGUUGCAGUCUGUCUCUUUCUGUGUGUUCUGUACAAAAGGUCAGGGGAGGAAGCUAUGUUCUUUUACAAUGGUCUAGGACCUAACCAGUUCUAUCUUCAGAGUUCUGCAUAUCUGACCAGUGUGGAACUGUUAAACUUCGUGAUUGAAAUAUUCUGCUGUCUGAUCUCAACUAGUCUUGUCCCCAGUCUUUUACAGUUUCACUUUGAUUGUCAGUGAGAUGCUAAGUUAUAGUGAUUGAGUGCCCUGUCUCCCCUCAGACCAUGCUGUCCCUCUUCACAUGUGGAAUGUCCUCAGCCCUGCAAUGGACAAUCUUCUGUGCCUGACCUGUCCCCCGCUCCCACACUCACAGGGUGUAUAGGAGGUUGUUGGUUGGAGAGGAAGGAUUGGUUUGAGUUGUUGGAAGGAUACCUUCUGCAGAAAUAAAAUACAGAAACAAAAAUUGAAAAUAUUGAAACAUAACGAAGAUGGUAAGCAUCUGUGAGGAAGAGGGCAUUGUUACUUUGGGUUUACAUCUUUUGAUAGAGAAUUUUAAGUCAGAUUUAGAGCUGCUUUAAGCAUAUAAUGCAGUUGUUACCUGAAAGAGGUUAUGUGGAAAUGACCAUUAGUGUAAAAUCCAUGUGAGAUAUCUUUCUUGCACUUUCUACUACCUUUUUUCUGUCAUGUAUUUGUACUUCAGCACCUAUAAAGGGACAUAUAAAAAUAAACAUGUUACACUCUAACUCCACUUUCUAUGGAAACACCACCAAUGGUGACAGAUUGUAAUUCAGUUAACUGAUCAGUUAGCUUCCAGUUAUAAAUGUUGGCCAAGGAGUUAAUAAUAAAAAUAGACAAAUAUAAGGACAAUGUGACUGUGAAAUAGGAUCUGUCUUGUAUCUGUACACAUUGGGCACUCCCUGACCCCAAUCUAAUUAUCCCAUCUCUCUCGUCCUGCUUCACUUGAAGACAGCAGGUUGUGAUCUUGAUGCUUUGGGUGCAGUGCAACAGAGAGUCAGCCCUUUUUAAACUUUAAAAGAUUUUUUCUUUUUUUUUUAAAUAAAAAUUGCAUCUGUCAGACAAUGGACAAAUGAGACUUUUUGUACUGAUGGUGUAGAAUUUAAAACAAUGUUUUGAGGUGUUUCUGCAGAUUCCUGUUUGUUAAAGUGAAUUCAGACAUUGCUAGUAUCUUGCUUUUGACAUGUUGUAACUGCAUUCACUGCCUACUGUUAAUCCUACUGGUGCCUCUCUCCUACAUUGCGACCUGAAUUUAUAAUUCCUUUGACAGGGAUCAUGGGAAGCUGAGGCAAGGGCACUUGGUUCAAUUUAGUUUUGUAAAGGAGCAUCGUGGCUUCAGGUGAGAGAGUGGGCAGUGGGAUCGGUUAUAUUUGAUUUGAAUAAUUUCACAAGGGAUCUUGCAGAUGUUUUGUCAGUUCAUCAGCUGUCGGUUAAUUGUGAUGAAAGUGUACAAUCAUGACUUUUGUUUCCACCUGGUAAUGUAGUGUUUUAUUCAAAAAGAAAAGAUUGCAUUUAUAUAGCGCACUGAAGGUACUGCCCUCAUGCUGUGCUUGUGAUGAGCUGGCUGAUACCUGUGGUUGUAUCUGCCCCUGAACUGUGACCACGUUUGUGUGGUCUGUCUUUAUCCUUCAAGGUCGUGUUCACUGAUGGCUGACCUCCCAGCCACCACCCAGACAGCCUUGUUUGCUUUAAAUUUUUUUAUUAAAUUUCAUAAGACCGUAAGAAAUAGGAACAGGAGUAGGCCAUUCAGCCCUUCAAGUCAGCUCUAUCAUUCAAUAGGAUCAUGGCACACAUCCACAUCCGACAUUCCUUGCAUCCACUUUCCUGCCCUUUCCUUGAAUGAUCAGGAAUCUGUCUAUCUCAGCUUUAAAUAUGCAGAAAGACUCACAUACACAUAAAUAUUGCAGAAACAAGUCUCACAUUGGGGCGACCAGCGUUUUAGCUUCCAGUUCAUUGUCCUUUCCCCGUACCAAGUUCCUCCUUAGCCCAUCACCCAGCCAAUAACUGACCUUCCAAUUUAAUAUCACAGUCAUCGUAUAAGUGGGAAAGUGAUUGGCUGUUUCCUUACUGCCCUCGCUUACUCUCUCGUUCUCUUUAUCAUCCCUCUCUGACAUGCACUAUUCCCCACAGGGGGAGUGUUGCCACAUCUGGUCCUGGAAUCCUCAAGCAGUUCAUCAACUUGGCCAACAUCUUCCACCCCACCGUCAACUUCACCUGGACAAUUUCUGACAGCCCUCUCCCCUUCUUGGACCCCUAUGUCUCCGUCUCCAGAAACCGACUCACCACUGACAUCCAUUUCAAACCCACAGACUUCCACAACUAUCUCGAACACAUCUCCUCUCACCCACCCUCCUGCAGAAAUGCUAUCCUAUACUCCCAAUUCCUCCGCAUCUGCUCCCAGCAUGAGGCAUUCUGCUCUCGGACUUCCCAGAUAUCCUCCUACUUUAGGGACCGUAAUUUCCCUUCCUCUGUAUUAAGGAUGCCCUCAACCAUAUCUCCUCCAUUUCCCAUAUUUCUGCCCUCAAACCCUCUCCCCCCAAGAACAAUAAGGAUAGAGUCCCCUUAAUCCUCAGUUACCACCCCACUAACCUCCGAAUCCAACACAUCAUCCUCUGACAUUUCCGCCACGUACAAUUACACCCCACCAACAAAAACAUGUUUUCAACCCCUCCCCUGUCUGUUUUCCGCAGGGAUCGUUUAUUCCAUGAUUCCCUUAGCUCUACACUUACCACCAAUUUCUCCUCCACAACCGGUACCUUUCCUUGCCCCCACACCUCCCUUCUGACCUCUGUCCAAGAACCCAAACAAUCCUUCCAGAUCCGGCAGAGAUUCACCUGCACUUCAUCCAACCUGAUCCAUUGUAUCUGUUGCUCCCGAUGUGGUCUCCUCUGUAUCGGGCAGAAGUGGGGACAGGUUCGCGGAGCGUCUGCACUUUGCAUGCAUCAACUAACCCGACCAUCCGGUGCCAUCCACUUAAAUUUCCUGUCCCACUCCCCUGGUGACAUGUCCGUCCUUGGCAUCCUGCACUGUCAGAAUGAGGCCAAACAUAAACUGAAGGAACAUAGAAAAUAGGAGCAGGAGGAGGCCCUUCGAGCCUGCUCUGCCAUUCUUCAUGAUCAUGGCUGAUCUUCCAACUCGACAGCCUCAUCCUGCUUUCUCCCCAUAACCUUUGAUCCCAUUCACCCCAAGUGCUAUAUCUAGCCGCCUCUUGAACACAUUCAAUGUUUUGGUAUCAACUACUUCCUGUGGUAAUGAAUUCACAGGCUCACCACUCUUUGGGUGAAGAAAUGUCUCCUCUUCUCUGUCCCAAAUCGCCUACCCCGAAUCCUCACACUGUGACCCCUGGUACUGGACACACCCACCAUCGGGAACAUCCUCCCUGCAUCUACCCUGUCUAGUCUUGGUAGAAUUUUAUACGUCUCAAUGAGACCCCCCGAUUCGUUUUAACUCCAACAAAAACAAUCAUAACCUAGUCAAUCCCUCCUCAUAUGUCAGUCCUGCCAUCCCCAGAAUCAGCCUGGUAAACCUUCGCUGCACUCCCUCAAGAGCACAAGCAUCCUUCCUCAGAAAAGGAAACCAAAACUGCACACAAUAUUCUAGGUGUGGCCUCACCCAGGCCCUGUAUAACUGCAACAACACAGCCCUGCUCCUGUACUCAAAACCUCUCGCGAUGAAGGCCAACAUACUAUUCACCUUCUUUACCGCCUGCUGCACCUGCAUACUUACCUUCAGCGAUUGGUGCACAAGGACACCCGGGUCCCACCGCACACUCCCCGCUCCCAAUUUACAGCCGUUCAGGUAGUAACCUGCCUUUUUGUUUUUGCUUCCAAAGUUUAUCACAUUUAUCCAAAUUAUACUGCACCUGCCAUUGAUUUGCCCACUCACCCAACCUGUCGAGAUCAUGCUGAAGGACCUCUACAUUCUCCUCACAGUUCACUCUUGGAGAUGUUACAUUUUGUUCCCUCAUCCAAAUCAUUAAUAUAUAUUGUGAAUAGCUGGGGUCCCAGCACCGAUCCCUGUGGCACCCCACUAGUUACUGCCUGCCAAUUUGAAAAGGACCCAUUAAUUCCUACUCUUUGUUUCCUCUCUGCCAACCAGUUUUCUGUCCAUCUCAGUACACUUCCCCCAGUCGAAUGUGCUUUAAUCUCGCACAAUAUUCUAUGUGGGACUUUUUCAAAAGCUUUCUGAAAGUCCAAAUAUACCACAUUGACUGGCUCCCCCUUGUCAACUCUACUAGUUACAUCUUCAUAGAAUUCCAACAGAUUUGUCGAGCAUGAUUUCCCCUUCACAAAUCCAUACUGACUCUGUCUGAUCCUGCUGCUGCUUUCUAAAUGCUCCACUUAUAAAGUCCUUGAUAAUGAAUAGAGAAUUUUUUCCACCACCAAAUGUUAGGCUUAUUGGUCUAUAAUUCCCUCUUUUCUCUCUACCUCUCUUUUUGAAUACUGGGGUGACAUUAGCCUCCCUCUAAUCUGCAGGGACUGUUCCAUAGUCUAUAGAAUCCUGGAAGAUGACCACCUGUGCGUCCACUAUUUCUAGAGCUAUUUCCUUACAUACUUUGGGAUGUAGAUUAUCAGGCCCUGGGGAUUUAUUCGCAGGGCCUGAUAAUCCCAUCAAUUUCCCCAGUACCAUUUCUGUACUAAUAGUGAUCUCCCUCAAUUCUUCCCUCUCACUAAAUCUUGUAUUCUCCAACAUUUCUGCCUACUGAUUGGUUCUGUCUUCACAAAAGAUGUCACAAAAGGAUGUAUUCAGUUCCUUAGCCAUUUCUUUGUCCCCUAUUAUACAUUCUGCGAUUUCUGUCUGUAGAGGACCUACAUUUGUCUUCACCAAUCUCUUUCUCUUCUUGUACUUUCAAAACUCUUAGUGUCAGUCUUUAUGUUCCCUGCAAGCUUACUUUUGUACUGUAUUUUCUCCUUCUAAAUCAAUCCCUUGGUCCCUCUUUGCUGAAUUCUAAACUGCUCCCAAUCCUCACAUUUAUUACUUUUCUUGGCCAGUCUGUAUGCUUCUUCCUUGGAUCAGAUACUACCUCUAAUUUCCUUUGUAAGCCAUGGAUUGGCCCUCUUGCCCAUUUUGCUUUUGUGCCAGACAGGAAUAAACAGUUGUUGCAGUUCCCCCAUGCGUUCCUUGAACGUUUGCCAUUGCCUAUCCAUUGUCAUCCCUUUAAGUAACUCUCCCCAAUCUAUCAAGGCCAACUCAUGCCUCAUAUCUUCAUAGUUUCCUUUGUUAAGAUUCAGCACCCUAGUCUCUGAAUCAACUACCUCACUCUCCAUCUUGAUUAAAAAUUCUAUCAUGUUAUGGUUGCGCUUCCCCAAGGGAUCUUGCACAGCUAGAUUGGCAAUGAUUCCCUUCUCAUUAUACAGUGCCUGGUCUAAAAUGGUUUCUCCACAUAUUGGUCAAGAAAACCAUCCCAUAUACACUCCAGGAAUUCCUCCUCUACGGCAUUGUGGCUAAUUUGAUUUCCCUAAUCUAUGUGCAGAUUAAGAUCACUCAUGAUCUCGGAACAACACCUGAUAUUUCACCUGGAGCCCAAUGGCCUCAAGAUUGACCUCAUGUAGCUUCAAAAUCCCUCAGUUCCCAGCCUUAUCCCAUGUCUGGCCCUCCCCUCCUGACCUGACCUAACCUGUCCAUGUUCCUACUCACCUAUUCACUCCACCCUUCCCACGGACCAAUCACAAUAACCCCCCUAUCUGCAUCCAUCUAUCACCAUCUCUCCUACCCUUCCCCAGCCCUACCCACCACCUCCUAUUUAUUUCUGGCCUCCCCUCCCCCUCCCCAGCCCUGACGAAGGGUUUCGGCCUGAAAAGUUGAAUUUGCUGCUCCUCAGAUACUGUCCAACCUGCUGUGCUUUUCCAGGUACACACCUGUAGACUCUGGUUUCCAGCAUCUGCAGUCCUUAUUGUCUCCUGGAAUUUUACCCAAUUACACUACCAAGUCAAACAACCUUGUUUCCCACUUUUCCUAAUGUGUUUAUAACUAAUGAACUGGAGUGUUGGAAGUAAAGGUGUAAAACAUCCAUUUAUUUUAACACCUCUGAUUUUGGUUUGUUCCUGAGUUUUGAAAAACUGCAGUGUCCAGAUUAACUUCUGUAGAAUCGGAGACAAUCGUGCAGGGUUUUGGCGACGCUAAAUGCAGAGCUCUAAAAUGUUACAUUUCCACCUUUAUGAUCCCUUGAGGCAAUUAUCUGCCAAUGAUAGAAGUGCAUUGUAUGGAAUGUACCCCUAUGGAAUGUACCCCUUCCUCAGCCCAGUGUCGUUCACCAGUGACUGAUAUGUGGGGGAACAGGGAGAGGACAUUUGAAAUUGUAACUCAAUCUGCAAUGAAGGUAGUAGGGAAAGAUUCAGUGUGGUCCUGUCGAGAUCAUUUUAGUAAUUCUUUUACACAAUUUUAAAGUCGUUCCUGAUUGGCUUGCAUUGUGCUAAAUUAUUUGAUUCUUCCAAUUGGAAAGACUAAUAGAUGUCCAUUCACUUAAAAAAUCUUAAUAUUUGUGUAAAUGCAUCAACAGUAUUAAUCUUAUUUUUGUAUUUUCUAAAACAUAUUACUAUCACUGUAUAUUUUAAAACAUUUAAGUAAAGAUGGGUUUUAAAAGUGUAUUUGACUAAUUUGGUAAACUGUUCUCAUUCAGAUGAUGAACUGUAGAGUGGUGAGUCCAGUCUUUCUAUCGAAUGAUUCUCCAUUUCAUGGUACCAAAAGCUGUGCAGAACAUUGACAGAAUGAUUGGUGUCACUUGCUGUUUGAAUCCAGUCAGCUGGAGGGGCUGCUGUUCUUUCGUGUGGUCAAAGGGCUCACUUUUCAAACCCGGGAUGUCAAGUUGGGAGUUCACUCAACUUUUUAGAAACUCAUGUUGAUCAGAGUUUUUUUUUUUAAAAGUUCUGAAAUAAAUCUACCAAACAAUCUUCCUUUAUAUACCAACAAA